AAAAGCACCUCGCUCCGCAGCAUCCAGACCUGGAGGGGCUGCAACCACGGGCCAAGCCCACCCAUUCCCCAGCCAAAGGACGGGCCCGCCGCUCUCCAUGGUACUGCGGAGAGCUCAGCUCCGCCCUUCUCUUUCAGAAGGACAGCACCCGGCGUCACGUAACCCAGCCUUCUCAGGCUCCACCACCGCCUUUUCCUUCCCAGCUCUUUCCCUCUCCUCCCCCUCCUCCUCCUUCUCCUCCUCCUCCUCCUCCUGCUCCCCUCCGUUGCCUGUUCUCCCCUCCCGCACUCCUGGAGAUAGACGCUCAAGCCUGACGCCUCUGAAAAGGCAGCAGCAGUCGCCUUAUCCAUAGACCUCAGGAAAUUCGCUUUGACCGAUGCAUGCUUCAGGCUCUGGCUCGAGCUAAGGGGAAUAACCGGGCAGACGUCUGAGUCCUUAAAAAAAGACAAGAUAAAACCAAAAUGCAUCACCAACACACAACCAAUUGAUGUGCUGGCAUCUUAGCUUGGCCCUGCAGAGGCAGAGAGAAAAGAAGAGGAGCUGUUGUGAUUUCUACAUCUAACAGCUUCUGGCUAUUUCGCAACUGCUGGGUUUGAGUCCUACUGUUGCCGUGGCUGAAAAGAGAAGUAAAAUCCAACUUGUGAGACCAUGCACAAGGAAUUAGGCUUUGGCUGCAGCGGUGCUAAAGCCCAUGCUAUGACAGAAGAAGCAGGCCUUUGAAGCUAUCCUCGGGUUAAGAAGUGGUGCCCUAAAGAGGCAAGCAUCCUUUUCUCCGUUCUGCUUUAAGACACCACAUCUGAAGGAGACACACUUGAGGCAUUCACAAGCAUCCAAGGAUACUGGCUCACUGCUGGCUUCCUGUACUUUUUUGAGAAAAGUGUUUUCUUUUUACUGACUCUCACUGCUUCCUUUUGGCCUGGUACCACUGGUGGAACCUGGCAGAUAAUGGGAUUUGAGGAGUUAAGUAUCUGUUGACGCUGCAGAUGCUCUUAAAUUAGUUAAUCAGACUCAAAUGGGUCAGUGCUUUCCCUUGAUCUUUUGUUGAAGCCUUUUCCAGAACGUUGCCUCCAAAGUGCAUCCUCCCUUUGGUCUGGAAGUUCUGUGGCUACCCUGUACCACUGGGGUCAACGUUUUCCAGUUGGAAGAGGACUACACGGAGAGAGGGCGGGGUUAUUGGAAGAAGAAGAAGAAAAAAAGAACUAGAUAAAGGAGGGCACGUCCCUCCCACUCCCGCCUUUCCCCUUACCUUUCUGUCUCUCGGGACCCUUAUUUCUUCGUCACGGUGUCCAGGACCAUUUUGACCCUGUCGGCCCCGGCACCCCCCCGCCGCACCCCAGCCCCGAGCAUGGGGACGGCGCUGCUCCAGCGCGGGGGCUGUUUUCUUCUGUGCCUCUCGCUGCUGCUCCUGGGUUGCUGGGCGGAGCUGGGCAGCGGGCUGGAGUUUCCGGGCGCCGAGGGCCAAUGGACGCGCUUCCCCAAGUGGAACGCCUGCUGCGAGAGCGAGAUGAGCUUCCAGCUCAAGACGCGCAGCGCCCGCGGCCUCGUGCUCUACUUCGACGACGAGGGGUUCUGCGACUUCCUGGAGCUGAUUCUGACGCGCGGUGGCCGCCUGCAGCUCAGCUUCUCCAUCUUCUGCGCUGAGCCCGCGACGCUCCUGGCCGACACGCCAGUUAACGACGGCGCCUGGCACAGCGUGCGCAUCCGCCGCCAGUUCCGCAACACCACGCUCUUCAUCGACCAGGUGGAGGCCAAGUGGGUGGAGGUCAAGUCGAAGCGCAGGGACAUGACGGUGUUCAGCGGCCUUUUAGUCGGGGGGCUGCCCCCAGAACUGCGCGCCGCGGCGCUCAAGCUCACCCUGGCCUCGGUGAGGGAGCGGGAGCCCUUCAAGGGGUGGAUUCGCGACGUGAGGGUCAACUCCUCGCAGGUCCUGCCCGUGGACAGCGGCGAGGUGAAGCUGGACGAUGAGCCGCCCAACAGCGGAGGGGGAAGCCCGUGCGAGGCGGGCGAGGAGGGCGAGGGCGGGGUGUGCCUCAACGGAGGCGUGUGCUCCGUGGUGGACGACCAGGCCGUGUGCGACUGCUCGCGAACCGGCUUCCGCGGCAAGGACUGCAGCCAAGAAGACAACAAUGUGGAAGGUCUGGCGCACCUGAUGAUGGGCGACCAAGGAAAAGAAGAAUAUAUUGCCACGUUCAAAGGAUCUGAAUACUUCUGCUACGACUUGUCUCAAAACCCCAUUCAAAGCAGCAGUGAUGAAAUAACUCUCUCAUUUAAAACCCUUCAGAGGAAUGGACUGAUGCUUCACACUGGGAAAUCGGCCGAUUAUGUCAAUCUUGCCCUGAAAAAUGGAGCUGUCUCUCUGGUCAUUAAUUUGGGAUCAGGGGCCUUUGAAGCACUAGUGGAGCCUGUGAAUGGAAAGUUUAAUGAUAAUGCCUGGCAUGAUGUGAAAGUCACCAGGAAUCUGCGUCAGCACUCAGGCAUUGGACACGCUAUGGUGACAAUAUCAGUGGAUGGGAUUCUUACCACAACGGGCUACACGCAAGAAGAUUAUACCAUGCUGGGGUCUGAUGACUUUUUCUAUGUUGGAGGCAGUCCCAGCACAGCCGACCUUCCAGGGUCACCAGUCAGUAACAACUUUAUGGGCUGUCUCAAAGAGGUUGUAUAUAAAAAUAAUGAUGUGAGACUGGAAUUAUCUCGACUUGCCAAGCAAGGAGAUCCUAAGAUGAAGAUCCAUGGAGUGGUGGCAUUUAAAUGUGAGAAUGUUGCAACUUUAGACCCAAUCACCUUUGAAACCCCAGAAUCUUUCAUCUCUUUGCCUAAAUGGAAUGCAAAGAAAACUGGCUCCAUAUCAUUUGAUUUCCGUACAACAGAGCCAAAUGGCCUCAUCUUAUUUAGCCAUGGCAAGCCAAGACAUCAAAAAGAUGCCAAGCACCCACAGAUGAUAAAGGUGGACUUCUUUGCUAUUGAGAUGCUAGAUGGCCACCUCUACCUCCUCCUGGACAUGGGGUCAGGUACUAUAAAAAUAAAAGCCCUGUUGAAGAAAGUGAAUGAUGGAGAAUGGUAUCAUGUGGACUUCCAGAGAGACGGACGGUCAGGUACCAUUUCUGUCAACACGUUGCGUACUCCCUACACUGCUCCUGGUGAGAGUGAGAUUCUGGACCUGGAUGAUGAGUUGUACCUGGGGGGGCUGCCAGAAAAUAAAGCUGGCCUUGUCUUCCCCACCGAGGUGUGGACUGCUCUGCUCAACUAUGGCUACGUGGGCUGCAUCAGGGAUUUGUUCAUCGAUGGCCAAAGCAAAGAUAUCCGGCAAAUGGCUGAAGUUCAAAGUACUGCUGGAGUGAAGCCUUCCUGCUCAAAGGAAACAGCAAAACCGUGCCUUAGCAACCCUUGCAAAAACAAUGGCAUGUGCAGGGAUGGGUGGAACAGAUAUGUCUGUGAUUGUUCCGGAACAGGCUAUCUCGGCAGGUCCUGUGAGAGAGAGGCAACGGUUUUGAGCUAUGAUGGGAGCAUGUUUAUGAAAAUUCAGCUCCCCGUAGUCAUGCACACGGAGGCUGAGGAUGUUUCCUUACGGUUCCGAUCCCAGCGUGCAUAUGGCAUUCUAAUGGCAACCACUUCUAGAGACUCUGCUGACACCCUCCGCCUGGAGCUAGACGCAGGACGUGUGAAACUGACGGUCAAUCUAGAUUGUAUCAGGAUUAACUGUAAUUCCAGCAAAGGUCCCGAGACUCUUUUUGCCGGCUAUAACCUCAAUGAUAACGAGUGGCACACAGUGCGUGUAGUUCGGCGUGGAAAAAGUUUAAAGUUAACAGUGGAUGACCAACAGGCCAUGACAGGUCAAAUGGCAGGUGAUCAUACUAGACUGGAGUUCCAUAACAUAGAGACUGGCAUCAUCACAGAACGACGGUAUCUUUCUUCUGUCCCCUCCAACUUCAUUGGACACCUGCAGAGCUUGACAUUUAAUGGAAUGGCAUACAUUGACCUGUGUAAAAAUGGCGACAUAGAUUACUGUGAGCUCAAUGCCAGAUUUGGCUUCAGGAACAUCAUAGCAGAUCCUGUCACCUUCAAGACCAAAUCGAGCUAUGUUGCCUUAGCUACCUUGCAAGCCUACACUUCUAUGCAUCUUUUUUUCCAGUUCAAGACAACAUCACUAGAUGGACUAAUUCUAUAUAACAGUGGGGAUGGAAAUGACUUUAUUGUGGUUGAAUUAGUUAAAGGGUACUUACAUUACGUGUUUGAUUUGGGAAAUGGUGCUAACCUCAUCAAAGGAAGCUCAAAUAAACCUCUCAAUGACAAUCAGUGGCACAACGUGAUGAUAUCAAGGGACACCAGCAACCUGCACACUGUAAAGAUUGACACAAAAAUCACAACGCAAAUCACCGCCGGAGCCAGGAACUUAGACCUCAAGAGUGACUUAUAUAUAGGAGGAGUAGCUAAAGAAACAUACAAAUCCUUACCAAAACUUGUACAUGCCAAAGAAGGCUUUCAAGGCUGCCUGGCAUCAGUUGAUUUAAAUGGACGGCUUCCAGACCUCAUCUCCGAUGCUCUUUUCUGCAAUGGACAGAUCGAGAGAGGAUGUGAAGGGCCCAGCACAACCUGCCAAGAGGACUCAUGUUCCAAUCAAGGUGUGUGCUUACAACAAUGGGAUGGCUUCAGCUGUGACUGUAGUAUGACUUCCUUCAGUGGACCACUCUGCAAUGACCCUGGGACAACAUAUAUCUUUAGCAAAGGUGGUGGACAAAUCACGUAUAAGUGGCCUCCUAAUGACCGACCCAGUACACGAGCAGACAGACUGGCCAUAGGGUUUAGCACUGUUCAGAAAGAAGCUGUAUUGGUACGAGUGGACAGUUCUUCAGGCUUGGGUGACUACCUAGAACUGCAUAUACACCAGGGGAAAAUUGGAGUUAAGUUUAAUGUUGGGACAGAUGACAUCGCUAUUGAAGAGUCCAAUGCAAUCAUUAAUGAUGGGAAAUACCAUGUAGUUCGUUUCACGAGGAGUGGUGGCAAUGCCACAUUACAGGUGGACAGCUGGCCAGUGAUCGAGCGCUACCCUGCAGGAAACAAUGAUAACGAGCGCCUGGCGAUUGCUAGACAGCGAAUUCCAUAUCGACUUGGUCGAGUAGUUGAUGAAUGGCUACUCGACAAAGGGCGUCAGCUCACAAUCUUCAAUAGCCAAGCAACCAUAAUAAUUGGCGGGAAAGAGCAGGGCCAGCCCUUCCAGGGCCAACUCUCUGGGCUUUACUACAAUGGCUUGAAAGUUCUGAAUAUGGCAGCCGAAAACGAUGCCAACAUCGCCAUAGUGGGAAAUGUGAGACUGGUUGGUGAAGUGCCUUCCUCUAUGACAACUGAGUCGACAGCCACUGCCAUGCAAUCAGAGAUGUCCACAUCAAUUAUGGAGACUACCACGACCCUGGCUACAAGCACAGCCAGAAGAGGAAAGCCCCCGACAAAAGAACCCAUUAGCCAGACCACAGAUGACAUCCUUGUGGCCUCAGCAGAGUGUCCCAGCGAUGAUGAGGACAUUGACCCCUGUGAGCCGAGCUCAGGUGGGUUAGCCAACCCAACCCGAGCAGGCGGCAGAGAGCCAUACCCAGGCUCAGCAGAAGUGAUCCGGGAGUCCAGCAGCACCACGGGUAUGGUCGUUGGGAUAGUAGCUGCUGCCGCCCUGUGCAUCCUUAUCCUCCUCUAUGCCAUGUACAAGUACAGAAACCGGGAUGAAGGCUCAUACCAUGUGGAUGAGAGUCGAAACUACAUCAGUAACUCAGCACAGUCCAAUGGGGCUGUCGUAAAGGAGAAACAACCCAGCAGUGCGAAAAGCUCCAACAAAAAUAAGAAAAACAAGGAUAAAGAGUAUUAUGUCUGAUCCCAAGAUCUUAAAUGGACACUUGUAUAGAAAUAGUCUUCAUUUUAUCUGAGACAUAAUAUAAAUUUAUUUACUUUCCUUUUUAUGAAGCACAUACAAAAGAAGACAGGGAAUGCAAUCAGGAAGGAAAGACUUUUUAAAAAAUAAAAAGUAUCUCAUGCUCUUGUUUCUCAAAAAAGAAAAACAAAAAACAAAAAACAGGGGCCAAUAAAUUCCCUAACAUCCACAGUGUUUUCAUUUACUCUGCUUGUCUUUAUGUUGCUGGAACAUUUCUAAAAGACAGUGAUGACCGCACGCAUUCAUAAAGCAAAGGAGUAUUACAGCAUCAAGGCACAACACAAAAACCAACACAAAACAUAACACAAAAAAGAAGCUACCUAUGAUCCUGGAUUUAGCCAAAGUGCUAGCGCUUUCCUGAGAAGUCAGUUAGUCCAAUUGCCAGAGAAGACUGUCCUUUUGAGUGACUCAACCUGCAAACCUUUUAAGAGUUUGCCGCCUGGUGCAACUGGAGCAGUGGUUGGAACUUGCAUUUGAAACAAAGUGCUGGCUUUUUUGAAGACUUGUGUAGGAACACAUUCAAAAAGCCCCUUUCUGGUUGUGAGAGAGGAAAAAAAAGUAUGGAGGCCUUAUUUUCAAAAAUGUGAAAUAUAAGGCACGUUUUCACACAAAAUUUCAAAACAAAAACAAGAGGGCAUAGAUGCAAUCAUUGGGAAAUUUUCAUGCACGCUUAUUAUGUUAUUACAUAUGUUUAUAUAAAAUCCAUCUCUGUGUGCUUUCUGGACUGUGAUAAGUGACGUUUUAUAGCCUGUUGUAUAGAAAAUGCAAAAUAUAUCUCUGCUCUUCAGCCAUUUUUGGUAAAUUCAAUGUUAUAAGUGUUGCUAAGUAUAGGGAGUUUUAUGACAUCAGAGCAACAAUUAUUUCAGUUGGGUUUUUCUUUUUUUUGCCACCAUUACAAAUUGCCACAAUUACUUACUUACUUUUAUUUUUUAAAGAAAUUACACUGUAGUGUUUAUUCUAAGGAAGAUAUGUAUGAAUGUAUAUAAAAAGACUCAGCUACUUCUUUUCUUAUAUGUACAGCCUUCAUUCUGUUGCAAUUAAGUUUUAGUACUUGUAUGAAAGGUGUGAAUUAGAAAGUCACAUAUAUACAUAUGUAUCUUAUAAUCUUUUCUCCCUGAAAUACUCACAUUCCCACAUACAUUCACUAUUUUCACACACACACACACACACACACACACACACGAAUCCACAGCAAUCCAUCAGAUAUGCUGGAAGAUCCAAACGUGCAUACAGUAGCAAAUAUUUAUUGACAAAUUGAAAAGCAGGAAGGAAGAGGGUUGUGCCAAGGUAUUGAUGACAAAUGGGGGUGAUUUGCUUCAUUGAGAUCUUGCUCCCAGGUAACCUUAAGAAGAUUUUAGUCCCUAAUGAAAUGAACCUUUCCUUAUCAAAUAUAAUAUCACUGAUAUACUGCUGCAUGAAUAAGAACCAUUAUGUGGGCAGGUUAUGGAAGCAAAAUUGGUUAAUCUACACCUUAACUCUGGCUGCUACAAUUGAAAACUUUCUUUCUAAUAAAAUAAUAUAUAUAUUCUCUGAAUCUGAUGUGCAUGAUGAACAUUUCUGGGAAGUAAACACUUUCUUGACUAAGAAAGUAUUUUUCAGUAAUUUUUGAUUCUGUAUUACUACCCACUUAAAAAAUCAUUCUCUGUUAAUUAUUGACUAUGUUUUAACUUUUCUGGUUUUACAUAUAUAUCAUUAAAUAUAGUUUUAGUUUAACACAUUAAGUAGUAGGAAAGUAUAGAUUAUACACUUGUUUUGCAUAUUAUUCUAUGAUGUUCACAGCAAUAAAUUACUAAUAUGAGAAGGUAGUGCAAAAAAUGCAUUAUUACAUUGCAAGUUGAUGUUUCAGUAAAAAUUGGUCGCAUUACUUGAAUACCUUCUAAAAGAACGAUAAAAAAUUUUGUAGAAGAGAAGAAUACCUUUACAAUUAGCUUUAAUCAGCAAAGGCAAAAAAUGCAAAACAUCUUUUGUGAUACUUUAGUUGAUGAAAAAAAGCCAAGAAGUGGCCUGGAUUUCAGACAUACAGCACCUUAGAAAUAUGUAUAAUUCGUAGCAAAUCACCACUAUCUACGGUUGCCAAGUAAUUGUUGUGUACAAAGAAACUUAGUGGCUUUUUAUGACCCAGAAAGUAGAAGGUAUACAAUGAAAACUUAAUAUCCAUUGCUUCUUUUCUAGAUUUUCAUUUUUUUUAAUUUGCCACGUUAAAUAAUUCACGAGUCUUUUCUUUUCCCCCGUCUCAUUCAGUCUUACUCAGGGAAAGCCAGUAAAAUAAGAAGGGAAGUGUAAAACUACUAAUUUACAGCUUGAAGGGUUUUUUUUUUUUUUUUUUUAAGGUUGCUUUUCUAUUUUAUCUAUUAAGCUUGAACCAGUUUCCAUCUGGAAAGAUUCUAAAAUAUAAUAGAAAAUAAAUUGAAUAAUGGUAAUUUUAAGCAGUAUAUCUAUGAAAUGUGUUGUUUGGGAUUGAUUUCAAUGUUUCUCCCCAGCAUAAAUUUUAAAGUUACAUGCAAUGAUAUAGUUUAUUAUCAGUAAAAUUAUUUCUAAUAUUAUUGGCUUACAUAAACUCUAGCAAAAAUUAUUUUUUUCCUCAAUGGAAAAGGAAAAGAGAGGAACCGAGUUAGAAAGAGAAAAUGACUUGAAUCCCAAGUAUCUUCGUACCAAACACAUCAGAGUUCCCUGCAUAGUUUGCAGUUGAUCGAGGAUUUCACACUACUUGGCAUAAAUUUGAUUACAUCUCUAGACUGUAACUUUUCUGAUUGAUUAUGCUUCUUUUUUAUCCAUGUAAUGUGUUGCCUUUUUUAAAAGAACAAAUACUACAAUAAUGUGUGAAGUGGUCAAUCCCUAAGACAUCAAAGAAAGGCCACAUAACCCUACCCUUCUAGUGCUUUGUGUGAUUGGGUAUCUAAGGGGUUUUCUUCUCUUUUUUUAUUUGUUUGUUUGUUUUUCUGUUGCAAGGCCAAUUUAUCCAUUAUUGGAAAUGCUAAGCAAGUGGAAUUUACUGUUUUGUUAAUAAAAUAUUUCUUAAUACAA
Messenger RNA from Pongo pygmaeus (Bornean orangutan), 8938 nucleotides. It is a transcript of the gene NRXN1, whose product is annotated as neurexin 1. The record is from RefSeq and is a predicted model, not a curated record. The coding region runs from base 1346 to 5857 and encodes 1503 amino acids. The transcript is spliced from 22 exons. NCBI's taxonomy places the organism in Eukaryota, Metazoa, Chordata, Mammalia, Primates, Hominidae.